This is a messenger RNA of Branchiostoma belcheri (Belcher's lancelet), 1074 nucleotides long. Its product is annotated as tankyrase-1-like. Gene Ontology annotation, molecular function: protein binding. The record is from RefSeq and is a predicted model, not a curated record. Bases 138 to 887 code for a protein of 249 amino acids. The transcript has 5 exons. NCBI's taxonomy places the organism in Eukaryota, Metazoa, Chordata, Leptocardii, Amphioxiformes, Branchiostomatidae.
UGGUACUAGAGGCUAGCCCCGCCCACUCAAAAGAGACAGGACAAUAAGUCACGUGACUCCCCCCUCGCCUGUCACUUCUGACGUUCUUCAGUUCAAACUCCGACACCAACAACACCAGCGGUCCCCUGCCGGAAAUCAUGGCGCAAAAUGCGAAUGAAGCUCUGCUGUACGCUGUCGAGAACGGCUGCCUGGAUGGCGUCAAAGCAGCUCUGAAAGCCGGUGCUGACAUUGACUAUGCCGAGGAUGACAUUGACAGCACUGGAUCGGGUCUGUUACUCGCCUCCAUCAACGGGGAUGUAGAGAUGGUGCGACUGCUGAUACACAUGGGGGCGUCUGUGUCGAAGAAAACCGGCGCUGGUAUAUCAUGUGCCCCGCUUCAUGGAGCGGCGGGCAAUGGGCAUACAGAGGUGGUGGAGUUGCUGGUACAUCACGGUGCAACGUUGGACACACGGGAUGCCUACCAGAGGACGCCACUCAUGGCUGCCAUUUUGUUCGGACAUGUCAACACCGUCCGGCAACUGAUUGAGUUUGGAGCAAGGGUUGACCUGGCUGACCGCCGUGGCAGGACGGCCCAGGAGUACUGCAUGGCAGAUGUUGUUGGAGAAGACUGUGGCUGUGUACGAAGAGAGCUGAUGAAGCUGGUACAACAGGCGAUAAAGACCAAGAUGUUGCGAUGCUGCAACCCUACGUGUGGCAAAGCGGGCCGCAGGUCCACCCUGAAGCUGUGUGCCCAGUGCAAGCUGACCCGGUACUGCAGCCGAGACUGUCAGAAACAACACUGGACUGUCGGACACAAGAAGAGCUGCAGACAAGAUACGUGCACUGUCACCGACGCUGAAGUUAGGAAAAUCCUAAAAACAAUCCAGUCAACAGCAGGGGAAGUGUAGUGUGUCAAAAGGUAGCUUAGAACAUGCACAACAAAUGCAGCUUUACAGACGUUACAACAUUUUGCAUCUUUGGUAUGAAAUGCUUGAUCACAACUUAAGUACGGACAUAAUGUUUUGGGUGACCAAAUGUGGGGGUUGUCUCUCUGUCCUAAUAGCUGAUGUCUGUGAUGUAUAUUGCAAGGCUAUA